Molecule: messenger RNA, 1027 nt
Organism: Cucurbita maxima (winter squash)
Lineage: Eukaryota; Viridiplantae; Streptophyta; Magnoliopsida; Cucurbitales; Cucurbitaceae
Product: probable membrane-associated kinase regulator 5
Exons: 2
Coding region: 22-996 (324 amino acids)
Cellular component (GO): plasma membrane
Source: RefSeq, a predicted model, not a curated record
UCUCCCAAUACUUUCUCCGCCAUGGAAGCUCUGGACUUCGUCAAGCUUCAUAAUCUCUACGCCUAUUUCUCCUCCAUUGUUGAAACUGCAUAUCCUCUCAUUCGCUCUCGUAUCUAUGGCGACGAUCAGGACGAAGAUUCAUUCUUCGAUUUGGAUUUCAUCUCUCCUCCUUCUUCAGGAUCUGGAGAAUCUCCUGACCGGAGGAACCUCUCUCUCUCGGGCGAAAAUGAACUCUGUUUCUCUCAACGGAAUCUUCUUCUCUCCCAAUCCGAUCUCAUCUCGAAACGAAAAAUCCUUCCGAUUGAACUCAGUUCGAAGCCAGAGUCUCCGGUUCCAGUUUCGAUUCCUAAAUCGGCAUCUAGACUCUCGAUUUCCUUGUUUAAGAAGCCGAAAUUAAUGGCGAAACAGAGGACGGACGAAACAGAUACGCCGUCAUCUCUCAAAUUACAGAGCACAGAAAGCAAACGAUUCACUUUCAAACUGAACAGAGUUAACAGUUCCAGAAACAGUAAUCGAAAUGACGCAUCUGAGCGUCAAUCCAAGAGAUUCUGCGGAGAAGGAAUGCGGAAGUAUCUGAAAUUAAUCAAGCCUCUGUAUGUGAAAGUUUCAAGAAAACCUAACUACAGUUCGUCCCCGGUAUCAUCUCCGGUGACUACGACGGCUACAUCGUUCGAUGAAAAGCAGAGGAAUAUUUCGAUAGGCAUCCGAGUGGUUUGCAGGCGUCUAGGGAAGAGUAAAUCGUCAUCUUCAGCGACAGGAAUGGCUGUAUCGCCGACGAAUCGGAGAGACGAUUCGCUUUUGCAGCAAGACGACGGGAUUGAGAGCGCAAUUUUGCAUUGCAAAAGGUCAUUCAGCGCUACCCGAGAUGAUGUUGAUGGAACUUGUGACGAUAACCAAUUCGGGACUGACGAUUUGCAGAAGGAGAAGGCGAGAAAAGAUGUUUUCUCAGAAGCCAAGGAAGGCGAAACAACGUUGAUGAAGAGAGAGAGCGUUUGAAAGUUUUUUUUGGGUUUCGCCGUAAAAAAAA